GUCCUGAAGCUCCUCUGAGCGCAGUCUUCUGACGCUCCUCUGUCUGGAUAUUUGUAGCAGGUUUUCCAUUUUUCUCCUCUGGAUUAUAUUCUUCUGAUGGUUUUCAACUCCAACUCGAUGCAUAGAAAUGGGUAAACUGCACUCGAAACAUGCCGCUAUUUGUAAACCGAGGGAGAGCCCAGAAGGCGACAGUUUUGUAGUCAAUGCCUGUUUGGCGAGAAAGGGAAUCGACGACUGGCUCGUGAAGCAGAAAUACUACUGCACGAGCUCUCGCCUCGAGCCGCGGGACUGUCACCACAAGAAUAACUGCGGUCUGACUGCACGGGACUCUCUGGGUGAAGCAUGUGCGCAGAGGAUUGGUGAUGAACACUACCGUCUAGAAGUGGCUUUACCCCCGGAGAAGACGGGCAGCUGCUGUGUGGAGGAGAAGAUGCAGCAGAGGGGCAGCCAAUCCCCCACAGGGCUGCAGAAACAGAUCCAGUUUGAAGAGUUGGAGUGUGCCGUGUCUGUGGAGGAGGAUAACCGACAGGAGUGGACCUUCACCCUGUACGACUUUGACAACAACGGCAAAGUCACCAGAGAGGACAUCACCAGCCUGCUCCACACCAUCUAUGAGGUGGUGGACGCCUCCGUCAACCACUCCCCGAGCAGCAGCAAGACGCUCCGGGUGAAGCUGUCCGUGGCUCCAGACUCCAGCCAGCGGUGGAGGAGCUGUACUCAGGGAGCGGCAGACAUGUCCCACCCCAGAGAGAAAAAUGACAAGUGCAUAGAAGACCCCAAGAGUGCAGACAAGAAGACUCGAGCUCUCAUAAGGCGCCACCACAGCGACCAUCACACCCAGCCGGGCUGCCAGCGCCACUGUGUGGACGAGAACCUGGAGCGCAGGAACCACUACUUGGACCUGGCAGGCAUCGAAAACUACACAUCCCGCUUUGGAGCCGCCCCCACCACCACCACCACCACCACCACCACCACCACAGAGCCAGCGAAGGCCGAGCCUCAGACGCGUCCAUCCAACCAGACUCGCUCCCGCUCCCACGAGCCAGAAAACGGCCACUCCCAUCCCCCCCCCCACCGCCGCCUGCACCCCGCCGUGGACACCUUGUCUCCGGAGAGCCUCCACCCCUCCGCUCGUACGCGAGUUCAGGACUCGGGGAAACACGCCAUCCGCUCUCCUAAAACCCACAGCAGCCGUACGCCCCCCGCGCAGAUCAGCAGCAGGGUGAUGAGAAGCCGAGGCGCCCCCCCUCCCACGGUCCUCCCCAGCCAAACCCCCCCUCACCAAUCCUCAGCACCGUACCGCAAACACAAGCAGCGCUCCAAGGAAACCUACAGGGCUUUGAGCUCUGUGGCUCCGAGACAAAUGGUGGAGAAGGAGCAGGUGCGGGACCUUCCCAGUGUGCUGCUGUACGAGGGGGGGUCGGCACAGGUGGUGCAGCGGCAUGAGCACCACCACCACCAUGAACACCAUCACCACUACCACCACUUUUACCAGUCCUGAAUUUACAUCCUUUUACAGGAGACCUCAGCACUCCUGCAACCCCAGAAAAAAAAAAAACACACAAGCAGGCGAACAGACUGCUGCUUCCUCCUCAGUGCAUUGUGCAGUGCCUUCGUAGUGGACACAGGACAAGGGGAGGAGAGGAGCACCAUGGGAAGGGUGUCCCAGUGCUGAGAGGUUAUUAAUCAGUGUUAUAAAGAGGUUGGUCAGACAUGCAAAAAAAGCUUGGGUGUGCAGCAGGGCAGCGAUUCGGGGCCACUGCAGAGCCAGGACUGAAGAUCACGGCUUCGGAGCGAAGUGAUACACGGAGGGAUAAUAUGAUCAAAAAUCCUCUUCCGUUGACGCUGUAUUCCUCCUACCUGAAGACUGUACGGCUCCAAACAAGCACCACAACCUUCCAGACCACUAAGCCAAAAGGUUUUUAAGGACAAGGAGGAACGAGAGGAAGAGAGAGAGUGUGUGUGUGUGUGUGUGUGUGUGUGUG
Messenger RNA from Trematomus bernacchii (emerald rockcod), 1985 nucleotides. It is a transcript of the gene nkd1, whose product is annotated as NKD inhibitor of WNT signaling pathway 1. Gene Ontology annotation, molecular function: calcium ion binding. The record is from RefSeq and is a predicted model, not a curated record. Bases 128 to 1501 code for a protein of 457 amino acids. The transcript has 10 exons. Gene Ontology annotation, biological process: negative regulation of Wnt signaling pathway. Gene Ontology annotation, cellular component: cytoplasm. Lineage: Eukaryota; Metazoa; Chordata; Actinopteri; Perciformes; Nototheniidae.